This is a messenger RNA of Vitis riparia (riverbank grape), 1532 nucleotides long. Its product is annotated as protein STRICTOSIDINE SYNTHASE-LIKE 3-like. Gene Ontology annotation, molecular function: strictosidine synthase activity. The coding region runs from base 178 to 1353 and encodes 391 amino acids. The transcript has 4 exons. Lineage: Eukaryota; Viridiplantae; Streptophyta; Magnoliopsida; Vitales; Vitaceae. The record is from RefSeq and is a predicted model, not a curated record. Gene Ontology annotation, biological process: biosynthetic process.
UCAUUCCGACACGUUUUCAAACUGUAGAAACCAGCCACCUACCCAUCAGGCGUCAAGCAGAAACCUCACCUACCCCUUUUCAACCAACCAAAGCAUGAUCAGCGAUUAGUUUACCAUCGGUUAACUCAUCUAGCACUUCUCACAACAAGGACUAAAAAAACCCCUCUGUUUCCGGCCAUGACGCCGGGCGGACUUCUCGCCGCCCUCUUCCUCCUCCUGGCUCUGUACUGCGGCAUCGACCCUCUCAAACACAGUUCUAUCGCCAAUUUCCCUGAAUUCGAAGCUCACUUGGUGCAGAUGCCUCCCUGGUCGGAGGUUCCGGCAGCAAAAGAUGAUCGGAACUUGCUGCAGAAGGCGGAGAUCAAGUUCCUGAACCAGGUUCAGGGGCCGGAGAGCGUAGCCUUCGAUCCUCUCGGCCGUGGACCCUACACCGGCGUGGCGGACGGCCGGAUUCUCUUCUGGAACGGCGAGGCUUGGUCCGAUUUCGCCUAUACCUCUCCCAACAGGUCAGAACUAUGUGAUCCAAAGCCCUCGCCUCUGAGUUACCUGAAGAAUGAGCACAUUUGCGGCAGGCCUUUGGGACUCCGAUUUAAUAAGAGAACUGGUGAUUUAUAUAUCGCAGAUUCAUAUCUUGGAUUAAUGAAGGUGGGGCCAGAAGGUGGAUUGGCAACAUCACUAGUGACUGAGGCAGAUGGGGUGCCAUUGAGAUUCACAAAUGAUCUGGAUAUUGAUGAUGCUGGGAAUAUUUAUUUUACAGAUAGCAGUAGCAAAUACCAAAGGAGAAACUUCAUGCAGUUGGUUUUCUCUUCAGAGGAUAGUGGGAGACUCCUGAAAUAUGAUCCUCUUACGAAGGAAACCACUGUCCUCUUGCGGGGACUCCAGUUCCCUAAUGGUGUAUCUCUGAGCAAGGAUGGUUCUUUCUUGGUCUUAUGUGAAGGGUCUCCUGGCAGACUGGUAAAGUAUUGGUUGAAGGGUGACAAAGCUGGAACCUCAGAAGUUUUUGCCAUCCUACCUGGAUAUCCUGAUAAUGUGAGAACCAAUGAAAAGGGUGAAUUUUGGGUGGCAAUCCACUGCCGCCGGACCAUGUACAGUUAUCUAUGUGGGCUAUACCCUAAACUUAGGAUGUUCUUGUUGAAGCUCCCGAUUCCAACAAGGUACCAGUACCUGCUUCACAUUGGGGGCCGGCUUCAUGCGGUGGUUGUCAAGUACAGCCCCGAAGGUAAGCUUGUGAAAAUAUUAGAGGACAGUGAGGGGAAGGUUGUUAGAGCAGUUAGCGAGGUGGAGGAGAGGGAGGGGAAGCUGUGGAUGGGGAGUGUGUUGAUGCCCUUUGUUGCGGUUUAUCAGUUAGAAUGAGAUCAAAGAAGCGACCGAUUUCUGGUGUAAUGCCUCUUGUAAGAGCUUAUUUUUUACAUGAGGAACCAUGGGGCCGGUAUAUAUGUUUUAAGUUGCUGCCUUUGUAACGGUCAGACUAAUUUAAAAACAUUUAGUUUCUGUUGGUUAAUAGCUGAGAAUUUGAUUUGGGUGUUGGGAGA